Trypanosoma conorhini is the source of this 739-nucleotide messenger RNA. RefSeq names its product putative retrotransposon hot spot (RHS) protein. Lineage: Eukaryota; Euglenozoa; Kinetoplastea; Trypanosomatida; Trypanosomatidae. The record is from RefSeq and is a predicted model, not a curated record. The transcript has a single exon. The annotation marks the transcript as partial.
AUGCCAGGGCGAAGAGGGAGAGGGCGCGGUGGUGGAAGGGGGCGUCCCACCAGUAAUGUGCCGCAGGGGCAGCAGCGGGCGCGGUCAGCGCCUCACAGCGACUUGCCGCAGCCACACUGGACCCUUCACAGCGCUGUGGAGGAAGUUCUGCUUUGGGGACAAGGACAACUCAGUCAGAUCACGCUGAAUGAUUUUCUCCGUAAUACAUUGGGCGGCAGAGGAGUUCUGGAGGAUAACGAAAAUCUUUCUAUCGAAGCGUUUAUUGUAAGCCCCAAUACAUUUAUCGAAGAUGAGAAUGUACUGCGCCUAAUACUGUCAUUGCCCUCUUACAAGGCGAUUGAAGAUGCAUACAAGCUAAUGGACCAUAGAGUGGGUACGCUCCAACGUUGGAAGGGGUUUGCACAAAAGGAGAUCGUCUCCAAUGCUUCAUGGGCAAAACUUGACGCGGCCCUUGCCGCUGCGGAGGCAAACGAAAGGGCAGGGCAGGCAGAGCAAACAAGAGUAAGACAGGAGGAGGAAGAAAGACGAAGGCGGGAAGAACGAGAAAGGAUAAGGCGGGAAGAAGAGGAAUCAAGGGCAAGGCUGGAAGAAGAGCAAGAAAGGGCAAUACGCGAAGAGGCAAGGGUAAUGCGAGAAGAAGAAAGGGCAAUACGUGAAGAGGCAAGGAUAAGGCGGGAAGAAGAAAGGAUAAGGCGGGAAGAACGAGAAAGGAUAAGGCGGGAAGAAGAGGAAUCAAGGG